CCUCCAUUUCUCGCAUUCCCCCUUCCCUCUCUUUCUCUCUCCGAUGUCCUCCCUCUUCAAGUCUCGUCAGGCGGACGAGGAUGGGGAGAUACUCCGGGGCCGGCCAAUGGCGCCGCCAGUCACACCCUGCCUCAGUCCGGAGGAAUCGCCGUCCCCUAAUCCUGCACAGUCCGGCAAUACCGGGUGGUUCUCGGGGCUCGUCUCUGGCACCAGGAAACUCAUCUCCUCUGUCCUCCGCUCUGAUUCCACCACCACCACCACCUCCUCCUCUUCUUAUUCCUCAGACAAAGAUAAUGGUAAUAAUCCCAACGAGGAUGAGGAUACUGCUGUGUCUUCUAAGGAACACAAUGCAUUAAACCAGAGUGGAAAGAAUUCAAAGACAGUGAAGGACUAUCUUGAAGGAUCAUUAGCCAUUGUCUCAGAAAUUGAAUCCAAACAUGCCAUAGAACAGUUGCUAAUGCAAGAGACCUUUUCAAGGGAUGAAUGCAAUAAACUUACGAAGAUAAUUCAAUCACGAGUUGUAGACUUCCAAUCUACAGAAGUUUGUCAGGAUGGAGUGCAAAGGGAACUUCUUGGAAGGGCAGCCAGCAAUACUAUUGAUUUUCCAGGAUCUUGGCAACUUUCUUCUCCAGGAUCUUCUGACCACCAAGCACUUCCACCAGGUUUCCAUGACAGAGCUGUUAUGGAGGCAAAGAAAUGGUUAGAGUCAAAAAGGUUGUCACCAAGCUCCGGUCAUGGUUGUGAUUGUGGGCCUUCCUCUCUAAAUACCAAUAUGCUUCAGUCAGAUUUUGAAGGUGGAAAAAGUUCACCUCUUGAUAUGGCUAAAACUUACAUGCAGUCCUUGUCCUCAUGCCAAUUUCCAUCCCAAAACAAUAUGGAGUAUAAGUCAACACCACCUCGCAUGAUGCAUCUGUACAAAGAUGAAACAACAUAUUCAAACACUGAUCACUCUUUGCCCUUGUCUAAGGUCCUGAAAAGGAAUUAUCAUACCUUGAUUCCUGGGGAUAGUCAUGAUGAAUCUCGAAGGGUCAGGCUGAAGUCAACAAAAAAUGUAUUAAACAUUUCUAAGUUAAAAAAAAAUGAUCUAUCUGCUGGAUGUUUAGAACAUGAAGCUUGCAAAGUCUCCUUCGCACCUGAUAAAGGAUUUGUAGAUGCACCUGCAAAUUUGUCUCCAGAGUUAUGUGUUGAAGAUCAUAGUACACUUGGAGGCCUUGGAUUGUCUAUUGAAAGGUCCUUUGAAGCAUUCCGUCCACUUCAAACAGGUAAUAUCAGUUCUAAUAACAUCAUUUCAGAUGGCGAAGCUGCGGCUGCUGCAUCUCGGAGACCAGCUUCCUUGCCUUUAGAACCUACUCAUGUAAGAUCAGGAGGUGAUCUGAUGUCAUGUGAUCCUGCCGUUCCUAUUUUAGAUGAAAAUAAGGAUGUGGAAGAGCCUUCAAAAGCCAAGGAACAACUUGAGAAUAUUUUUGUUCCUCAUGACUCUCAUAUUCCUGUUUCUACAGCAAUGAAGCAUGAUGGUCCCUUCUUAUAUUCAGGGGACCCUUUCCAAAAUGUCUCAUAUGCCGGACAGGCAAUAAUGCCAAAAGAGGAGAUUGAGUCCGCAUUGAGGUCAUCAGCUGGAUUAGACGUGGAACUGUACGUCGAUAGGAAGGGGUAUGUCAAGGUAAGCAACUCCGGCAAUGGCGAGCCAGCCGAAGGACCGUCCGGGAGAAUCCUUGAGCCUUCAGGCAAGGCUGCUGCUGCUCGUCGAACCAAAGGCACCAGAGGCAGACCGCAUAAUGCUACGAUGGUGGAGUCCGUCGAGCGGAUGCUGGGUGAGUAUUAUCCGAGCACCAGCCGUGGCCGGGGGAGAAAAGCAGCGGCGAGACCGAGGAGAGGAAGGGGGAAGGCGAAGUGAUCUAUAUAACUUUUUCUUCGCAGCGCGAUUGUUUGAUAAUUAUUUGUUUCAUAUCCAGAUUCCGUUUCAGUUUGUUUGAUUCUGAUGUGCUACUGGACAAGUGGACAUUAUAGUAUUCGCCGAAAGAUUAGAUU
Phoenix dactylifera (date palm) is the source of this 2028-nucleotide messenger RNA. NCBI's taxonomy places the organism in Eukaryota, Viridiplantae, Streptophyta, Magnoliopsida, Arecales, Arecaceae. The record is from RefSeq and is a predicted model, not a curated record.